Aspergillus tanneri is the source of this 237-nucleotide messenger RNA. RefSeq lists its product as uncharacterized. Lineage: Eukaryota; Fungi; Ascomycota; Eurotiomycetes; Eurotiales; Aspergillaceae. The record is from RefSeq and is a predicted model, not a curated record. Gene Ontology annotation, cellular component: mitochondrial intermembrane space. The transcript is spliced from 4 exons. Gene Ontology annotation, biological process: mitochondrial respiratory chain complex IV assembly. Bases 1 to 237 code for a protein of 78 amino acids.
AUGUCGCAAAAAGAACAGCGCCAGAAUCCUCCGGUGGUGGACGACGACGAUGACGACGAGCCCGAUGAGUGGGACAAGCGGAUCUUCAGUACGGGCUGCGCAGUCGAGCAGGAUAAAAUGAACGACUGCUACUUUGCUAAAAAAGACUGGCGCAGUUGCAAGGACGAGAUGGAGGCAUUUCGUGAAUGCUGGAAACGCCAGGGCAACGACCAGCGCACCCAAACCAAGGACGCGUAG